This is a messenger RNA of Aureococcus anophagefferens, 669 nucleotides long. RefSeq lists its product as hypothetical. Gene Ontology annotation, molecular function: metal ion binding; glutathione gamma-glutamylcysteinyltransferase activity. NCBI's taxonomy places the organism in Eukaryota, Pelagophyceae, Pelagomonadales, Pelagomonadaceae. The record is from RefSeq and is a predicted model, not a curated record. The annotation marks the transcript as partial. Gene Ontology annotation, biological process: cellular detoxification of cadmium ion; response to metal ion; detoxification of copper ion. The transcript has a single exon.
UCGUUCCACGGGCGGCCGCUGCCCGAGGACAAGUGCGUCCCGCUCGACGGCCCCUGCGGGCGCAAGCGCUUCGAGCGCGCCCUCGUCGGCGGCACGGCGGAGAACCACUUCAAGCUCGCGAACCAGUUCCUCACGCAGAGCUCGCCCCCGUCGUGCGGCGUGACGACGCUCGCGAUGGUCAUGAACGCGCUCGCCAUCGACCCGAACGUGCGGUGGAAGGGCGGCUGGCGCUGGUUCGACGAGGCCAUGGUGUUGGGCAACUGCUGCAAGGCGCCCGAGGAGGUCGACGAGCGGGGCAUCACCAUGCACGAGUUCGCGUCGAUGGCGCGGUGCCACGGCGCCGUCGCCGAGCACUGGCACCACGAGGCGAACGCGGGCGAGGGCCACGGCGCCUGCGGGCCGGCGAGCCUGGCGACCUUCCGGCGCCACGUCGUCGCGUCGGCGACGUCGAGCGACCCGCCGCUGGUCGUCGCGUCCUUCGACCGGUCCGCGCUCGGGCAGACGGGCGCGGGCCACUUCAGCCCCCUGAGCGCCUACGACGUGCGCACGGACAGCGUGCUCGUGCUCGACGUCGCCCGCUUCAAGUACCCGCCCUGGUGGGUGGCGCUGGAGCACCUCUACGACGCCAUGGAGGCCACGGACGCGGACUCGGGCCUCUCGCGCGGCUAC